ACAAUCCUUUUCUAUUCUGCCUGUAAACAUUUCCCACGAGUGUACUUUCCGUUCGUGCCAAGAUCGGUAGCGAAGCUGUUAUAAUCCCGUUCUUGUCACAGCAAUAACAGUUCUUCCUUCUAUUCACGUUACUAUUUACUUCAAACUUAAUUUACACACGUUCUUCUUGCUACAGACAAUCUAAUUUAGAUAACAAAGUUGUAUUACAAAUGCGACGAACACAGUCUGCGAAACGUAACCUGCUUGGACGCCACCUUCACAUUAAUGAACUUCACGCACGUGGCGUUGCAGUCACGUGGUCAAACAGAGAGUUGCGAGAAAUAAUAGAAUUAAAACAUACUUAUUAGUAGAUUUCUAUUGUUGUUUGUUGCUCCUGUUUCUCAAUCUGAAUAAUUUUGAGCUACAGUAACGUUAAAAAGAAUAUUUAAAGUAAUUGAAAAGUCCUUACGGUGUUAUUUAUCGAUGACAGAAAAAGCGGGAAACGUGUGUGCUAUUACCGGGUAUCUGUCACCUGUUUUAUAGCUGUUUAAUCGUUGCUAAUUGAUGCUCGUAAUUUGUGUAAUUACUGCGGUUAUUGCAUUUGUUAUUUACACAGUGAUUAAAAUCAAGAUUGAAGAGCGGUUUGAGGAAUGCAGAAUGAGCAGAUUGAGCCUAAAAAAGCAUGACAUGUCGAGUGAGGGCUCUCCGUGUAAAAAUAAGUCAGUGCCCAGUUCAGAGGUCAUUGUUGAAAUAUCAUCUGAUGAGAGCACUAGUCAAAAUAUUUGCGACAGUGAUUUGUCAGAUCAAGAAUCAGUUAUGAAUGAAGUUUACAACAAUGAGACUUUACAUAAGUUUCAAAAGUCUACUGAUAGUGUAUCAUCCGAUGAAGAUGUAGUCGAUACGGUAUUUCCAUCUACUUCAAGAGGGCAAACACAAACUUCAAUGUUUGGAUGGCCUAAAAAAAAUAUAAAUAUGGAAAAGGGCACUACAAUGGAACACAAAGUGUGGGACUCCUCUGAUGACGAAUCAAACAUAUUUGUUCCUACUAUGAAAAAUAAUACUUCAAAGAAAAUUGAUUUGAUCACAGAUGAUGAUUCUAAUUCUUCGUCUCAUUGUAAACAAAAAAAAAAAUUUAAGGGGUUCAAAAGUGCUGAGCCAUCAAAUACAACCGAACUUAAGGAAGAUAUUUUGCCUGAUGUAAAUCAUGAGAUAAUGAUAUCUGGAAUCAAAGUAAAACUUCCUGUGAAACCUUAUUCGUCUCAGGUUGCUGUAAUGAAUAAGCUCAUACAGGGUUGUGUAAAGAAAGAAAAUUGCCUACUGGAGAGUCCAACAGGAAGUGGAAAGACGCUGGCUCUUCUUUGCGGUGUUCUAGCAUGGCACGAUCAUCAUAUUGCUCAAGUCAAGAAGGAGUUGGAAGCUAUAGGAAGCGGUGAGUCACUUAAUUAUUACUUAUACAGGGUGUCCCAGCAUCGGUGGUACGAGCGAGAAAGAGGCGAUUCUAUAUGA
Molecule: messenger RNA, 1485 nt
Organism: Hylaeus anthracinus
Lineage: Eukaryota; Metazoa; Arthropoda; Insecta; Hymenoptera; Colletidae
Exons: 4
Coding region: 544-1485 (313 amino acids)
Biological process (GO): double-strand break repair involved in meiotic recombination; nucleotide-excision repair
Cellular component (GO): nucleus
Molecular function (GO): ATP binding; DNA helicase activity
Source: RefSeq, a predicted model, not a curated record